UUCUGGAAGUAGAAGAAUACCCUGGAGAAAAGGAGCAUUGUAAGCAUAAAGAAUAAGACUGUUCAGUCCUAGGAGAAAGAAUUAAAGUCUAACCCUCCAAAUGACUAUUCUAAUGUGAUGCUGGGGUUGAAGUUGCCUGGAACUCCGUUUUAAGGUUAAUUGAAAAGACUUGUGGAAGGUCUGCAAGAAAUAGGUAUUAAGUCAUGAUGCAGGAAUCUGCGACAGAGACAAUAAGCAACAGUUCAAUGAAUCAAAAUGGAAUGAGCACUCUAAGCAGCCAAUUAGAUGCUGGCAGCAGAGAUGGAAGAUCAAGUGGUGACACCAGCUCUGAAGUAAGCACAGUAGAACUGCUGCAUCUGCAACAACAGCAGGCUCUCCAAGCAGCUAGACAACUUCUCUUACAGCAGCAAACAAGUGGAUUGAAGUCUCCUAAGAGCAGUGAUAAACAGAGGCCACUGCAGGAAUUGCUUCCAGAAACAAAAUUAUGUGUCUGUGGCCACUCUUCUGGUGAUGGGCAUCCUCACAACACAUUUGCAGUGCCUGUGUCAGUGGCCAUGAUGACCCCGCAGGUGAUGACCCCUCAGCAAAUGCAGCAGAUCCUCCAGCAGCAAGUCCUGUCUCCUCAGCAGCUCCAAGCCCUGCUCCAGCAGCAGCAGGCGGUCAUGCUGCAGCAGCAACAACUACAAGAGUUUUACAAGAAACAGCAAGAGCAGUUACAUCUUCAGCUUUUGCAGCAGCAGCAGCAACAGCAGCAGCAGCAACAGCAGCAGCAGCAGCAGCAGCAACAGCAGCAGCAGCAGCAGCAGCAGCAACAGCAGCAGCAGCAGCAGCAGCAUCCUGGAAAGCAAGCAAAAGAGCAGCAGCAACAGCAGCAGCAGCAGCAGCAGUUGGCCGCCCAGCAGCUUGUCUUCCAGCAGCAGCUUCUCCAGAUGCAACAACUCCAGCAGCAGCAGCAUCUGCUCAGCCUUCAGCGUCAGGGACUCAUCUCCAUCCCACCUGGCCAGGCGGCCCUUCCUGUCCAGUCGCUGCCUCAAGCUGGAUUAAGUCCUGCUGAAAUUCAGCAGUUAUGGAAGGAAGUGACUGGAGUUCACAGUAUGGAAGACAAUGGCAUUAAACAUGGAGGGCUAGACCUCACUACUAACAAUUCCUCCUCAACUACCUCCUCCACCACUUCCAAAGCAUCACCACCAAUAACUCAUCAUUCCAUAGUGAAUGGACAGUCUUCAGUUCUAAAUGCAAGGCGAGACAGCUCGUCACAUGAGGAGACUGGGGCCUCUCACACUCUCUAUGGCCAUGGAGUUUGUAAAUGGCCAGGCUGUGAAAGCAUUUGUGAAGAUUUUGGACAGUUUUUAAAGCACCUUAAUAAUGAACAUGCUUUGGAUGACCGAAGCACUGCUCAGUGUCGAGUGCAAAUGCAGGUGGUGCAACAGUUAGAAAUACAGCUUUCUAAAGAACGCGAACGUCUGCAAGCAAUGAUGACCCACUUGCACAUGCGACCCUCAGAGCCCAAACCAUCUCCCAAACCUCUAAAUCUGGUGUCUAGUGUCACCAUGUCGAAGAACAUGUUGGAGACAUCCCCACAGAGCUUACCUCAAACCCCUACCACACCAACGGCCCCAGUCACCCCGAUUACCCAGGGACCCUCAGUAAUCACCCCAGCCAGUGUGCCCAAUGUGGGAGCCAUACGAAGGCGACAUUCAGACAAAUACAACAUUCCCAUGUCAUCAGAGAUUGCCCCAAACUACGAGUUUUAUAAAAAUGCAGAUGUCAGACCUCCGUUUACUUAUGCAACUCUCAUAAGGCAGGCUAUCAUGGAGUCAUCUGACAGGCAGUUAACACUUAAUGAAAUUUACAGCUGGUUUACCCGGACGUUUGCUUACUUCAGGCGUAAUGCAGCAACUUGGAAGAAUGCAGUCCGCCAUAAUCUUAGCCUGCACAAGUGUUUUGUUCGAGUAGAAAAUGUUAAAGGAGCAGUGUGGACCGUGGAUGAAGUAGAAUACCAGAAGCGAAGGUCACAAAAGAUAACAGGAAGCCCAACCUUAGUAAAAAAUAUACCUACCAGUUUAGGCUAUGGAGCAGCUCUUAAUGCCAGUUUGCAGGCUGCCUUGGCAGAGAGCAGUUUGCCUUUGCUAAGUAAUCCUGGUCUGAUCAAUAAUGCAUCCAGUGGCCUCCUGCAGGCUGUCCACGAAGACCUCAAUGGUUCUCUGGAUCACAUUGACAGCAACGGGAACAGCAGUCCAGGCUGCUCGCCUCAACCUCACAUACAUUCAAUCCAUGUCAAGGAAGAGCCGGUGAUUGCAGAGGAUGAAGACUGCCCAAUGUCCUUAGUGACAACAGCUAAUCACAGUCCAGAAUUGGAAGAUGACAGAGAGAUUGAAGAAGAGCCUUUAUCUGAAGAUCUGGAAUGAGAACUGACUUGGGAAGCCUCAGCGUGA
Lepus europaeus (European hare) is the source of this 2435-nucleotide messenger RNA. It is a transcript of the gene FOXP2, whose product is annotated as forkhead box P2. The transcript is spliced from 19 exons. Gene Ontology annotation, molecular function: RNA polymerase II cis-regulatory region sequence-specific DNA binding; DNA-binding transcription repressor activity, RNA polymerase II-specific. Gene Ontology annotation, cellular component: nucleus. The record is from RefSeq and is a predicted model, not a curated record. Gene Ontology annotation, biological process: regulation of transcription by RNA polymerase II. The coding region runs from base 204 to 2408 and encodes 734 amino acids. Lineage: Eukaryota; Metazoa; Chordata; Mammalia; Lagomorpha; Leporidae.